Messenger RNA from Panicum virgatum (switchgrass), 2211 nucleotides. RefSeq lists its product as uncharacterized. The transcript has 13 exons. The coding region runs from base 9 to 1955 and encodes 648 amino acids. The record is from RefSeq and is a predicted model, not a curated record. NCBI's taxonomy places the organism in Eukaryota, Viridiplantae, Streptophyta, Magnoliopsida, Poales, Poaceae.
GUUGCGCGAUGACUGCUAAGGACCGUAAGAACAAGCGGGGGGCUUCAGGACCGCAAAGGACCUUAAGAACUAGGAAACAGAGAACUACAAGUAGGAGCAAACUCCAGCUUUCAGGUGGGAGUGAUGGCCCAAAACGUUCAUUUCCAAAAGGCACUAGCCGCCGCAUAAGAAAAAUGUGGAAAUUACAAGAGAGUCUGGCAGCAAUUGCUGAUUUUCAUAAGAAACGAUGUGCUAUUGAGGAGGAACGAUUUGGCAGGUUUCCCGAUCGGGAUGUUCCAAAAAUUUCCUUUAAAGAGAAACCAUUUGGUUUUGAAGCUGCACGUGGCCAAGAACUUUGUCGAUCCAGUGUCGUUUCACUUGCUUUGUUUGAUGGUGAUUGUGCUGAAGAAAACAUGUUGUUUGCAUGCUCUGGCAUAGCUCUACCACAUGGGAAAUCUAUACUAGACCUAACAAGAUUUGUCACUUCAGCAUGUUUGGUUAGAGAAUUCAAUGACAAAAGAAAUAGAGAUGAUAAAUUGAGGGUUAAAGUGCGGCUUCCUGAUAACACAACUACUGAUGGGCUCUUGGGACUAUAUGAUAAAGAUAUUGCUAUUGUUACAUCCAUUAACCACCUAAAUCUCUGUCCUGUACAUCUCGAUCUUCAGGCAUCACCUGACUGCCCUGAUGGUCACGUACUAGCUGCUGGACGUGCCUUCAAUUCAGGCAGUUUUAUGGCCAUGCAUGGAUCUCUGUCUAAUAAAUCUCCCCACAUCUUCCAUUCUGAUAGUGAAGAUUUCACAGAGGCUGCACUUGGAGGGCCACUUGUAGGAAUUGACGAGAGGUUUCAUGGGAUGAUCGUUGAUCUUUGUCAUGAUGGUUUUGAGGAUAGGAAAUGUGCCAAGUUCCUAUCGCUGAAAUCACUUUAUGAACGCUUGGAGUUGUUUCAGAUACUCAAUCCUAAAGAACUCCACUUCCGUGAUUAUUCGUUGCCUGAAGGUGUAUCAAGUGUGGUCCCUUCAGGAUUCAUGAAAACUAGUUACACUUUAAGAUCCUUAGGUUAUCCAAUGCCACCACCACUUGUGCUUGAAUUCAAUGGUGAGUUGCUUAAUCAAUUUGAAGACCGUUUUGGUGAAUUACGUGCUUGGAAAGGGUAUCCUUUUGGUGCUCCGCCCAAUGAUUAUUUCGAGUGUGUCUGGGAGAAACUUCAAAAGGAAGUUGUGACAAAUAUAUCCCGUAGGGUUGUCUCACUUGCUUCUUUCAACAGUGAUUAUUCGAGAUCCUUUGCUUGCACAGGGUUGCUUAUAAAGUGGCAUGGAAGCAGAGCCACACGCACUGUUGUCUUGACUUCUGCAAAUUUAGUUAGAAGUCGUGCUAAUGAAGAUGAACUCGAUGGAAACUUGAGGAUCGAGGUGUUUCUCCCACCGAAUCAACGUUGUGAUGGGACAUUGGAAAUGUAUAAUUUACACUAUAAUAUUGCUAUUGUCAGUGUCAAGAAAGGUUUCAAUGCUAUUCGACCAGAAGACAUUUUUGAUGGAAAGAAAGUGUCAGCUAAAAAGAAGGUAGUAGCUAUAGGGCGUGACACUAUAUAUGGACUAUUGAUGGCCACAAUGGGUAAAGUCAAAUGUGGUAACAAGGGCGAACUCAAUUGCAAAGAGCUUCGCUGUUCCACUUGUAAAAUUAAGAAGGCUGGGAUUGGUGGCCCUCUUAUUGAUUUUGAUGGGAGUUUUGUUGGUAUGAACUUUUAUGAUGGAAGCGAUGUGACUCCUUUCCUUCCAAGGCACGUGGUUGUUGAUGCUUUAUAUGGAGCGAAUAAUCUCAUAUUACCAUCCGAGAGCUCAGUUAACCCUGUGCGACUUGAUUCCAUUAGAGGGGUGGAGGAAAACAGGUGGCCAGUGCCUAAAGCAUAUUGGUAUCAUGGUGAACUUGAGAUGGAUUUGGACGAAGUCCAUAUGCGUAGGGGAAGGACUCUCACGUGAACUUAAUGGUGUAUUAGUAUCAUGGUGCACUUAAUGUGGAUAGGUAUGAUGUACCUUAGCUUACUGGGAGUAUUAUCAAUCGGAUGUCAAAGUUUGCUAGUAUCUAAGUAAUCAGUAGCACUAUCGUUGCCCUUAUGUCUGAAACAUUUGACUUGUACGGGUUACUGCAGGAUUGUCUGACUGACAGUUGCAAACUUACAAGUUUGCUCAAAUAUUAUCAAAUUGUGCUUAUGUGAUCACAAUUUUGCCAGGUUUA